GUUGACAUGAAACAGGAACAAGAACAAUGACAAAUUGCGAAACAUCCAAAUCUCAUGCUCCUCGUCACUCUACAUCGCUCCAACUUCUCCACCAACUCAGUUUUCCAGCUUUCACACCCCAUUUUCAGAUUGGAAUCUCUCUCUCAUAUUCUCGUCUGGCUCACUCUUUCUGUAAUCCGUUGAUCACACUUCAAGACCACCCCAUCUUUAUUUUCAUUGAAGCAGAAUGAGAAGAACUUGCUGAGAUUGAAGGGUUUGUGAUUGUGAUGGAGUUUAAUACUUUUUGUCAUUUGAAUAUUUGGAGGGUGUGUACAAAAAUGAGAAUUUGGACAGUUUUGUUACUCCUGCUGUUACUAAAGAGUGAUGUUAUUGUUGUGUAUUGUGGUUCGGGUUACUUGGUUGGUCUUGGAAGCUAUGACAUUACCGGUCCUGCUGCUGAUGUUAACUUGAUGGGGUAUGCUAAAAUAGAACAAGUUGCAUCCGGUAUUCACCUCAGGCUUCGCGCUCGUGCUUUCAUUGUAGCAGCGUCGAAGGGUAAUAGGGUUGUUUUUGUGAACCUUGAUGCUUGUAUGGGUUCACAAAUUGUGACAACCAAAGUAAUCGAGAGGCUGAAAGCAAGAUAUGGUGAGAUGUAUACGGAAAAGAAUGUAGCUAUUAGCGGAACUCACACUCAUGCGGGUCCUGGGGGUUAUCUUCAAUACUUUUUGUAUAUUAUAACAUCUUACGGAUUUGUGCGUCAGUCGUUUGAUGUUAUUGUUGAUGGUAUCGAGAAAAGCAUUAUUCAGGCUCAUGAAAAUCUCCGUCCCGGAUCAGUAUUUGUUGAUGAAGGAGAGCUUUUAGACGCUGGUGUGAACCGAAGUCCAAGUGCUUAUCUCAAUAAUCCUGCUUCAGAGAGAAGUAAAUAUAAGUAUGAUGUUGAUAAAGAAAUGACUCUUUUAAAGUUUGUUGAUGAUGAAAGGGGACCUGUUGGAAGCUUCAGUUGGUUUGCUACUCACCCGACUUCAAUGGGUCGGAGAAACUCGUUAAUCAGCGGGGAUAAUAAAGGUGCGGCUGCACGGUUUAUGGAAGAUUGGUUUGAGGAAAAAGAUUCUGGAAGAAUGGAUUCUGAUGUAGUCGGAAAUGAUGGCUUGCCUCAAAGAAUCUCAAAUAUAAUUCCUGGACUUCGUGAUAAUCAUCAUGAAUUACUGGAACUUGCUUUCUCUUUCCAGUCUCCUCCUGGUAGACCAGUUACCAAAAGUUCGAGUGUUACCCGACGGGUGAGAGGUGCUCCUAGGAAUGUUGACAAGCCUCGAUUUGUAGCUGGAUUCUGCCAAUCGAAUUCUGGAGAUGUCAGUCCAAAUGUUCUUGGAGCUUUUUGUGUAGACACUGGGCUACCUUGUGACUUCAAUCAUAGUACAUGUGGAGGGAGGAAUGAAUUCUGCUAUGGCCUAGGACCUAGUUAUCCAGAUGAAUUUGAAAGUACCCGCAUUAUAGGAGAAAGACAAUUUAGAAAAGCAGCGGAUCUCUUCAAUGCAGCAGCUGAAGAGAUUGAAGGGGAGGUUGAUUUUCGACACGCCUAUAUAGAUUUCUCCAAACUUGAGGUGACUAUUUCUGAUCAAGGAGUUGACAAGGUUGUUAAGACAUGCCCUGCCGCAAUGGGUUUUGCAUUUGCUGCCGGAACAACCGAUGGACCUGGAUCUUUUGAUUUUAAGCAAGGCGACGAUAAGGGAAGUCAUUUCUGGAAGCUAGUCCGCAACCUAGUUAAGACAAUAAGCAAGAAACAAAUUGAUUGUCAACACCCAAAGCCCAUUUUGCUUGAUACCGGUGAAAUGAAUAUACCAUAUGAUUGGGCACCUUCGAUACUUCCGAUUCAGAUCCUCCGGGUUGGGCAGUUUGUUAUUCUGUGUGUACCAGGAGAAAUCUCAACAAUGGCUGGAAGGAGACUACGCGAUGCAGUGAAGACGGUACUAAGUAGUCACAAGGAUUUUGAAAAGGUUCACGUUGUUAUAGCAGCUUUGAGCAAUGCUUAUUCGCAGUACGCAACUACAUAUGAAGAAUACCAGGUGCAAAGAUACGAGGGUGCUUCUACACUAUACGGCCCACACACGCUGAAUGCAUACAUUCAAGAGUUUAAGAAGCUUGCAAAGGCUCUUAUCAGCGGCGAACCAGUAGAAACCGGUCCACUGCCUCCUGAUCUUCUGGAUAAGCAAGUAAGCUUGCUGCCACCUGUUGUGGUGGACGGAACCCCUUUUGGAGUAAAUUUUGGUGAUGUUUACUCUGACGUACCUCAGAACUCCACCUUUACGAGCGGUGACAUUGUGACAGUUUCGUUUUGGUCUGCGUGCCCUCGAAAUGACCUUUUGACAGAAGGCACCUUUGCCCUGGUGGAAAUUCUCCAAGGAAAAGACACUUGGGUUCCUGCUUACGACGAUGAUGAUUUCUGUCUGCGUUUUAAGUGGUCAAGGCGUUUUAAACUCAGUCCUAUGAGUAAAGCAACCAUGGAAUGGAGGAUACCGCAGGGUGUGACUCCUGGUGUGUACAGAAUAAGUCAUUUUGGUGCUGCAAAGGGCUUAUUUGGAUCAAUUAAUCACUUUACAGGUUCAUCCAGUGCAUUUGUUGUAUUAAUAUAAAUACAUUUUGUUCUCAGGCCACAACCAUUACUAUAUUACUGAUUUGUUGCACAGAACCUUUGCAAAAUUCAUUCCAUCCCCAAAAAGGGUGUCUGCAAUAUAUAGAGAAUCCUGAAUUUUUGUGAUA
This is a messenger RNA of Lathyrus oleraceus (garden pea), 2736 nucleotides long. Its product is annotated as neutral ceramidase 1. The record is from RefSeq and is a predicted model, not a curated record. Lineage: Eukaryota; Viridiplantae; Streptophyta; Magnoliopsida; Fabales; Fabaceae. Gene Ontology annotation, molecular function: N-acylsphingosine amidohydrolase activity. Gene Ontology annotation, cellular component: extracellular region. Gene Ontology annotation, biological process: long-chain fatty acid biosynthetic process; ceramide catabolic process; sphingosine biosynthetic process. The coding region runs from base 267 to 2609 and encodes 780 amino acids. The transcript is spliced from 9 exons.